AGUGUGUUAGACUGUAUACAGUAUGUGUCGCUUUACCGUAGUUUCCACUGACACAGACGAUUACGCUAAAGAUUUCGCUUUUUUUGCAGUAUCUGUGUGAAAAUACCAGAAACAACAAAAAGCAAAGGUGCGCCCAGCACUGGAGAAAGCGCAUCAUUAGGAUGGAAGGGAGGAGUUAACAGAACUGUCAAAAAAAAAACCUGAAGCACGUUUUUCUGCCUCCCCCAAAGUAACACUGAAGGCACUGCAGAAGUUUGGGGAAGAUCGCCAGUUUGCGCUCGCUUUGGCCUAUUCAUCUGCAAAUCUGACUUUGUUUGGUACGUUCCUGUGCUUCCACCACCGCGCUCCUGCUAGCCGCCCGGGAUGAAGUGGAACCCCUUCAAGUCCAAAUCGGCGCCCAUGGUGGGCACAGAACCCACCGGCACCGUGACCACGGCCGCUCCGCCUCCUCCAGUGGCGUCCACGGCGGCCGAUAAUUCCACCGAGACCGGGGGGCACCCAAACAAAAACGAUGCCUUUGAGGAGAUUAAGAGCAAGUUCCUGAAUGAGAUUAAUAAAAUCCCACUGCCGCCCUGGGCCCUCAUCGCCAUCGCCGUGGUCGCCUGCCUCCUGGUGCUCACCUGCUGCUUCUGCAUCAUCAAGAAGUGCUGCUGCAAGAAGAAGAAGAAGAAGGGCAAGAAGGACAAAGGCGGCUUCAACAUGAAGAACAUCGGCAAAGGCGAUGAGAAACUUCAGGACGACGACGAUGACGAUGCAGAGACUGGGCUCACCGAGGAGGAGAAGGAACCGGAGGUGAAGGAGGAGGAGAAGCUGGGCAAGCUGCAGUACUCCAUCGACUUCGACUUCCAGGACAACAAGCUGACCGUCGGCAUCCUGCAGUGUGCAGACCUCAUAUCAAUGGACACAGGAGGCACAUCUGACCCCUACGUCAAAGUCUUCUUCUUACCCGACAAAAAGAAGAAGUUUGAUACCAAGGUGCACAAGAAGACACUAAAUCCAGUCUUCAACGAGAGCUUCGUUUUCAAGAUCCCCUACCAGGAGCUGGGGGGAAAGACGCUGGUGAUGUCAGUCUAUGACUUCGACCGCUUCUCCAAGCAUGACAUCAUCGGCGAAGUGAAACUGCCCAUGAACACGGUUGACCUGGGUCAGCCCAUAGAGGAGUGGCGGGAUCUUGAGAGCGUGGAAAAGGAGGAGCCUGAGAAGUUAGGCGACAUCUGCAUUUCUCUGCGCUACGUCCCCACUGCUGGCAAGCUUACUAUCUGCAUUCUGGAGGCCAAAAAUUUGAAGAAAAUGGAUGUGGGUGGACUUUCAGAUCCCUACGUGAAAAUCCACCUCCUUCAGAAUGGUAAGCGUCUUAAGAAGAAGAAGACCACGGUGAAGAAGAAUACGCUCAACCCAUACUAUAACGAGUCCUUCAGCUUCGAGAUCCCGCUGGAGCAGAUGCAGAAAAUCGUGGCGGUGGUUACCGUGCUGGAUUAUGACAAGAUUGGGAAGAACGACGCCAUCGGCAAGGUGUUUGUGGGCAGCAAGGCGAGCGGCACGGAGCUUCGGCAUUGGUCCGACAUGCUGGCCAAUCCACGGCGGCCCAUUGCCCAGUGGCACUCCCUCAAACCCGAGGAAGAGGUGGAUGCCAUAUUAGCCUCUCUGUCGGGCAAGAAGUAACCCCCCCCCCAUACAACCAGUUACCCAACUAACUCAAAACCCCAACGCUGCAUGACAUUCAAGGAUUAACAACCAUGACAUGGUCAAACCCAUAAAAUCAUCUAAAAUACAGAAAAUUUAAAGUAAGAAUGUUCUAUUCUUACAUUUUUUUCAUGUAUUUCAACAAUAUUCAUCAAUAAAAAAAAAAUAACGAAUACGUGGACAGUACAGGAAACAUACAGAGGAUUGGAAGAGGUUGUUUAUACAGGUUCAUCUACUUUUAAGCUUUUUAAUUUGGAGUAAAAUACUUUUAAAUGUAUUUAUUUUUAGUUUACAUGGAGGGGCGGCAUGGUGGUGCAGUGGUCAGCACUGCUGCCUCACACCACUGGGACUAUGUGUUCAAGUUUCCACCAUGGCUCCAUGUGUGUGGAGUUUGCAUGUUCUCCUCAUCUCAUUGUGGGGCUUCAUCAAGGUACUCUGGUUUACCCCCACAGUCCAAAAACCUGCUGAUGUUUAUUGGAAUUGCCAUAUUGUCCAUCCCACUUUGUUCCCUGCCUUGCACCCAUUGCCUCUGGGAUUGUCUCCGGACCCCGAUGACCCUGAAUCGGACCGGCGGUUUCGGAAAAUAUGCGGUUGGAUAGUUUACAUGAUGUCGGCUACUAAAUUAUGAAAUCAGUGGAGGAUAGCUGGUGAUGACAUUGAAGCAUUCAUUUUCUGAAUCAACUUGCCCAAAUUUUGGCAGAAGGGGAGCUGAUUGGGUCUGGUAGAUAUGGAAUUUCAAUCCACCUGCCCUGUUACCUAGAGUGAAAUACACUGUGUGUUUGUAGGUCAGUUCUUGGUUUGGGGGUUGGGAAAACAGAACAGUAAAAUAUGAAUAAUGCAUAUGCACGUUCCAUCAGGGAGUUAUUUAUCUAUUUAUCUGUUUACUUGUUUGUUUGUUCACCAAUUUAGAAUUUGUUUAUUUAUGAAUCCAUGGAUGGAUUUUCCGACGUGACUACAUGCUUCAUAGCUGUAUUUGGAGACGGUUAAAUGAGUGAAUGUCACCCUUUCUACUCAAGUUUUACUCACGUAAGGAAGUUACAAAUAGAAUUUCACCUACACGACGGUCAGCUUUUCUGUGCCUUUAGCAUGAAAAAGUUCAUAAAAAUGCAAAUAUGUUUUGAUUUUCUUUCUUUAAUGAAAGGGAUGUCUGUGAUGUAGAUGUAUAGUGCACUUCGGUUCAUGUAUUUAUUAUUUGUGUGUUACUGAGGAACAAUGUCUUCCAAAUCAAUGGUUGAUUGGACCUCUGUCUUAAGGACUGAACUCUAAGGACCCCACAAAUGAGAUGUUUGUGAGGCGUCUUCUCUACUGCCUGCAAUCUACCACCUUCCAUAUAAAUGCUUCCAGCUCAUCACUUCAUUCAUCAGCCAUGUAGUUUUUAUAUCUGUUUUGAAAACAUGUAAAUGCUAUUCCUGGCUUACCUACUAAGCAAUCUGCAGUAAGAAAAUGGAACGGUACGAAUUCUGAGGAAUAGCUAUAUAAAUGUACUAAUCGGUGCAUUACUGUCUUUUUCAUGCAAACCAAUGUAAGCAUCUUACAUUAGCGAUAAACUGAAAUCCAUAGCUUCAUAAAUAUAUAUUUAAAAUACAUACUUUUUCAUUGAAGAGGUUCUAAAGUAAAUUUAACAUUUAAUGCUCCUAUAAUGUUGAAUUAGAAUGGUUAAAAACAUGGAGAGAGAGAGAGAGAGAGAGAGAGAGAGAGAGAGAGAGAGAGAGAGAGAGAGCAGUUUUAAAAAUCUGAACGUAUAUAGUCAAUGACUUUGAAUCACAGAAUUUUACAUAUGCUUAUUUUAUGUAUAUCAGGGCAUUAAUAGUCUACUUAAAAUGGUGCACUUUAUUUUACAUUGUAUUUUACAAUACCUUCUUAUUUCAUACGUGUCCCGUUCAACAAUGUACAUUGACAGCUGAAGAGACCAGUGUGAAGUUUCUGCUCUUCCCUUCCCAUCAGUUGCCUGUUGUUCUAACAAGUUGUUGUUGGUUCAGCACCAUCACCGGUACCAAUAGGAUUCCAGAUACAAGUGAAAUCCCUGCAGUGGAAACUAGAGGGCGGUGGAGAGCAGCCCACAGCGUAAAUGUAACAGAGCCAAAUAUCUGAAUCCCAGUACGCCACUGUGGAGGUCCCAUGAAAUUAAUCAAUUUGAACCAUCUGUAAUUUUCUACCUGACUGCGCAAAUGAAUCAAACACAUUCUCAAAACAUCAAAAACUUUGCAGUCUACAAUCAAAACUCAGAGUAAAAAAAACAGUUAAUCACAAAUUUAUCUCACUAAAGAAACAUUCCAUGAUUCACUGUCAUUUAGAAGCAUUCAACAGCAUGAUCCCUGUCAUCCCACAAAUGUUUGAUUUUAAAUAUGCCUUUAGAAAUAUUUAGUAAAUUACUGUUAUCUAUGUAUUGUUUUCUUUUUAUCAGCAUUUUUAAAAAUACAUUUGCAAAGAAGACUUCCUCAAAUAGUGUUGAUAAGGUAGCAGAAGCUUGUGUGAACCUACAAUGAAUUUUUUCAGAAUCCGAUUUUCUAGUCAUGCUCAUUUUUAAGCGCAAACAUACAAUAUUAAUAGCCAUGUUUCCAGACGUUCAGCUGUGGUUAAAAGUAAUAAUAAUAAUAAUAAUAAUAAUAAUAAUAAUACAGGCAGCAGGCCCCCGUGAUCCUGACCAGGUUAACAGGUUAGAAGGUGGAUGGACGGACGGACAAUAAUGAAUGAUAAUGAAUAUAACAGAACAGUCGCUUUACACAGGACCAUAGGAAGUGCAGUAAACACUCAGAGAUUUGAAUAUCUGCAACCAAAAAGCCAUCCUUUCAGCAUCAGCGUGUCUCUUAAGUACAAGUACUAAAAUAAACAAAAUAAAGAUAAUAAAGCACUAAACAGCAAAUGGGAACAUUCAUCAAACUCUCCAUCGGUGUGUAGUUUUGCCUCAUUUUUCUCUCUAUAUAUAAAUAUAUACAUAGAUAAAAUUUGUUAAUAUUGCAUGCUUCUAUACAAUACUGUAUAUAGCAGCAUGUUUUAAAGGCAAAGCAAAAAAUAUAUUGUGUAUGUGUAUGUCAUUUCCCAUUUUAAUAAUAAAAUUUGGAAAACGUA
This is a messenger RNA of Brienomyrus brachyistius, 4752 nucleotides long. Its product is annotated as synaptotagmin-2-like. Gene Ontology annotation, biological process: synaptic vesicle endocytosis; regulation of calcium ion-dependent exocytosis; calcium ion-regulated exocytosis of neurotransmitter. The transcript is spliced from 10 exons. Gene Ontology annotation, molecular function: syntaxin binding; calcium-dependent phospholipid binding; calcium ion binding. Lineage: Eukaryota; Metazoa; Chordata; Actinopteri; Osteoglossiformes; Mormyridae. Gene Ontology annotation, cellular component: synaptic vesicle membrane; dense core granule; axon. The record is from RefSeq and is a predicted model, not a curated record. The coding region runs from base 364 to 1662 and encodes 432 amino acids.